Molecule: messenger RNA, 1925 nt
Organism: Alosa sapidissima (American shad)
Lineage: Eukaryota; Metazoa; Chordata; Actinopteri; Clupeiformes; Clupeidae
Gene: rassf1
Product: Ras association domain family member 1
Exons: 7
Coding region: 846-1925 (359 amino acids)
Biological process (GO): Ras protein signal transduction
Cellular component (GO): microtubule cytoskeleton; nucleus
Source: RefSeq, a predicted model, not a curated record
GUAGGUUGGAUGGAUGGUGGAUUACAAACCUGCGGGGUCUCUCCUCUCCUGUCAUCAACACCUUCGAAGCCUACGUGCUCUGAUGGAAAUUCGUGAAGAUCUGACUCGCCAGGACAGGCAUAAGAGGAACACAACUGAUUUCCAAACUGGAUUUAAAAAGAGCGUGUUCUGUCAACUACAUAUCAAUUUAAUAGAUAGGUAAAUAAAAACCGACUUGCCUGACGUGAAUUCAUUAGGUAAAUGCACAAGUGAACGCAAUGGAUACCUUACUGGUGAUUUUUGUUCGUGUUGGAGCGAUGUAUUUUGAGGCUUGGCUCACAUGGACAGCGUGGUGGUGACCUAAAUAUAUGCUAUAAAGAUACCCAGAGGAUGACUAUACCAUGAAAACACCAUUCAUUUUAUCUAAAUGAGAGUGCCAGACAGAGGUUCAAUUAAACAGGAUGUAGUAGUCUAUCCCUGAGAAGGAAAGCAUUCUGUUCAUACUAUAAUCUACUGUCUGAACAUAAUACAGCUUCAGACUUCACACAUUUAGACUCAUGGGAUUCUCUGUGAUGAUCCGUUAAUAGCCUUUAAUACAUUGCUGACUCUAUGAUUACUCCCUCUGAGCUUUGGGUGUUGUUUAAUACAGCACAGCUUCAAUAACCAUACAUUUGGCGAUCCACUGCCUCCUCUGGGUCCUUCAGAAUGGAGCCUUCACCAUUUUUUCAGCACCCAAAACAUCAUAUGCUAUCUGCCAGAACAUAAUAUAGGCAUAGAUGUGUUGUGUCCUUCACCUGUGAAUGACCCUCAAACGUCGACAAGGUCCCUUGCUUGGGUCAUGCCCAUCAGCAUAGGUCAUUCUGAGAAUGUCAAAGUGUGAGCUCAUAGAGCUGAAGGAUCUCACGUUGGUUGAUGGCAUCGAGUUGGCCCCCCCAACAGCCCCUCAGACGCCAAGGCAGGGUCGGGCAGCAGAGCGUCCGAUUUUGGGUGCAGUGGUGCGGCUGGUGGGGGACAGCGUAAGGGUGGAGGAGCCACCCUGCCUCAGUGGACAGCCAGGAGAGGGUCAUGACUUCCAGCCUUGCAGUCAAGCGCACCUUUCCUGGUGUGACGUGUGUGGAGAGUUUAUCUGGGGCCUCUACAAACAGAGUGUACGCUGUGUCAAUUGCAAGUAUACUUGUCAUCAUCGUUGCCAGCCCUUCAUACAGCUGGACUGCUAUCAUAGCAGUGCCUUCUUUGACCAAUCUGACCUCUUUGAGGAGACCAUAGAAACAGACACAAACGUGGAUGAGCAGAUUGACUGGGGAAAACAGGAACUGACUGCCAGUGAAAUUCAGAAGAAGGUGAAGGAGUACAAUGCUCAAAUCAACGGCAACCUCUUCAUGGUUCUUAAUCGAGAUGGCUCGUACACAGGUUUUAUUAAGGUCCAGUUUAAGCUGUCAAGGCCUGUGUCUUUACCGCCACCUCGCCGAAGCUGCUCCAGCCAGGAUGGCUCUUGGCAGGAGAGCAAAGGAACAAAGCGUCGAACAUCCUUCUAUCUGCCGAAGGAUGCAGCCAAGCACCUCCACAUCAGUUCCCACACAUGUGCCCGUGAGGUUAUUGAAGCUCUGUUGAACAAGUUCACAGUGGUGGAUAAUCCCGCUAAAUUCGCCCUGUUUGAACGCACAGAACGACAGAACCAAGUCUACUUACGGAAACUAGCUGAUGACGAAUGCCCUCUUCAGUUGCGUUUGUGUGCGGGGCCCAGUGAGAAAUCCCUGAGUCUGGUGAUCAGAGAAAAUGAGACUGGAGAGGUCAACUGGGAUGCCUUUACGAUGCCCGAGCUUCACAAUUUUCUGAGGAUCCUUCAGCGAGAGGAGGAAGAGCACAUACGUCAGAUCGUCCGGCGGUACACAUUGACCCGUGAGAGAAUGAAGGAGGCACUAACCAACAUCACAACACCAGGAUGA